AUGACUACCCCAAGCUUGGAUCAGCUGGUGAAAGGGUCUCCUACUUCUGGAAAACCCGCUUCGUCCUUGCCGACUGCGCCAGACGCAUCGACUCCGCCCCUGCAGACGGAUUCGCCGAUUUCGUCGGAUUUCUCUUCCCCGCCACGUUCAUCAACCCCCGAUCCACUGUCCACGUUACCGUCAGCUCCGCCCCAAAUAUACCUGAACCUGCUCAUUCUGGAGAGCUCCCUUCGAGCGCAAUACCUGGCCUUGCGUGAGCGCCGAAGGCAGAACACUUUUUUCCUUCUCCUGCUUGCCGCCUGGAUCGCAUACUUUGCCUAUGCCCUUUUUCUUCGGCCUCGAGAGGAUGGCCGCGGGGUAGGAGGCUCGGUUUACUGGGUUGUGGAGAUGGGAGACAAAGUAGCCCUGCUCGGGGGUGUGGUCACUGCUCUUCUAGUCUGGGGCACCGGGCAAUGGGAGCGAGGAGUGCGUUGGCCACGGCGCUGGCUCGCUGUCGCCAACCGCGGCCUUCGUAACAUGAACACCAAGAUCGUUGUGAUACGAGGUCCCUGGUGGCAGGAAAUGUUGUCUUAUCUCUCUUUCCUCUUUCCGUUCAACACGCCUUUCUUCCCCUCUCCCAUUGGGGAUUUUCACUUCAUAGAGCGGCCGGCAUCUGAGAAACGUGUUGGUGGUCGGCAGUACCAUCAACAAUAUCAUAACGUGGAUCCCGAAUCAGGACUUGUGGAAGAGGAUCUCAGUCCGGGAGGAGAUUACAUUCGGUUGCUGCUUCUACCCAAAUCGUUUUCUCCUGAAUUUCGAGGAAAUUGGGAUGACUACCGGACCGAGUAUUGGGAGAAGGAGAAUGAGCGACGCGCUCAACUGCGUCAGAAACUACGCCAGAAAGAACGUCUCUUGGCCGAACAAGACGGGAGCUGGUUUGGGUCGAUUGGGCUUGGGUGGAAGGCUGCGCGACGACGACGACUCGCAGCGGCCACGCUCAACAGACCGAUCGACGGCGAAAAGCAUCGCCAUCACCAUCAACACCCCAGUAUCUCUAGGCUCAGCCACGAGCUCAAAUCUCCGGUCCGACGUAGCACGCGCUCGGACUCCCAUUCCCGUACGCCUUCGCGUAGCACCACUCCCGUCGACCUAGAUGAUCGCCCUCCUUCCAGGUCCUCUACAAGCGGCCGUCCUCGGCGAGGAAGCACGCCAACCUCGACGACAUCAGCCUCCGAGCAGAGCCCUCAACAUCGGAAAAAGAAAGGGUCUAAGACCCUCACCCGGGGUCUAUCGCCUCUGACCCAGGCGCAAAUCAGAGAGGGAGUUCGUACGCCUUCAUUCUCGUCCGACGAUUCCACGAUGACGGGGCUAGGAGAAGAGAAAACCAAAGUCAAAGAAGAA
This is a messenger RNA of Aspergillus steynii IBT 23096, 1380 nucleotides long. RefSeq names its product Spo7-like protein. The transcript has a single exon. Gene Ontology annotation, biological process: nuclear envelope organization. Lineage: Eukaryota; Fungi; Ascomycota; Eurotiomycetes; Eurotiales; Aspergillaceae. The record is from RefSeq and is a predicted model, not a curated record. The annotation marks the transcript as partial. Gene Ontology annotation, cellular component: Nem1-Spo7 phosphatase complex. Gene Ontology annotation, molecular function: phosphoprotein phosphatase activity; protein phosphatase regulator activity.